AAAAAAAACAUCUGAGCGGAAGUUUAAAUAGAUCCUCCAUCAUUAUAAACCCUUUUCAUUCUUUUUUUUUCUUCUUUUCUCUUUCUCUUUAUCAUGUCUUCAAACUCUUCUGCUGCCUUAAUAAAGUUCACUCAAUUGACGACUCAUGUGUUGGAUAGUCGUUAUCUCAAGCAUAUUAAAAACAUUGUGUUUGUCUGUGUCUUGUUCAACUAUUGGUCAAAGCUAUACAAUCAUGUCUUGGUAGGUGGUCCUUCUCGAGCCUUGAUGGACCUCAAGGCACACAUUCUGAAGAUGGUAUUCAAACAACUACGCCGUAUUCCUGCUGUUCAAGAGAAAAUCAAUAAGGAAUUAGGAUCUGUCUUGACAGAGAUGGAACAAUCCAUGAUGUCGAAAGAAGUCGGACUUGAUCAUCAUACUGUACUGCCCUCCAAAGGUUUGACCGAGGAACAAGUUAUGGCAUCCCUGAAAAAAUUCCACUCCCUUAAGGCUGCUGACUGGGCAGGAGGAAAAGUGUCUGGUUCGAUUUACCAUGGAGGUGAAGACUUGACUCGUAUUUUGGCUGAAGCCUACAAGAUCUUUGCUAUUGCAAAUCCUCUUCAUCCCGAAAUCUUCCCUGGCAUUCGUCGUAUGGAAGCUGAAUCAGUAGCCAUGGUGCUCAACAUGUAUCAUGCACCCGCUACAGGCUGUGGUACCAUGACAAGUGGCGGCACAGAAAGUAUUUUAAUGGCCUGUAAAACGUAUCGUGACAUGUAUAAAGACCUGAAGAGUAUUCAUCACCCUGAAAUGGUUGUUCCUGAAACUAUUCAUGCGGCCUUUAUGAAGGCAGCUUAUUAUUUCAAAAUCAAACUUGUUACUGUUCCUAUUGACCCAGUAACAUUGAAAGUGGAUAUCAAGAAACUAGAAAGAGCUAUCACAAAGAACACAGUGAUGAUUGCAGGUUCAGCAGUGAACUUCCCUCAUGGUAUUGCGGAUGACAUUGUUGCAUUGGGUAAAAUAGCCAAAAAAUAUAACAUUGGCCUUCAUGUGGACUGCUGUCUCGGCAGUUUUAUUAUGCCUUUCCUUGAAAAGGCUGGUUUCCCUACGACGGAUUUUGAUUUCCGUGUUGAAGGUGUCACUUCUAUUUCUUGUGAUACACACAAGUAUGGAUUUGCAGCCAAAGGUUCUUCUAUUAUCAUGUAUCGCAACAGUCAAAUCAGAAAAUACCAAUACUUUUUGUACUCUCAAUGGACAGGUGGCAUUUAUGCUUCCCCUAGUAUUGCUGGCUCACGUCCUGGUGCUCUUAUUGCAGGCUGUUGGGCUGCUCUUAUGCAUAUGGGCCAUGAUGGUUAUCUUGAUGCCUGUAAGAAAAUAAUUGGUGCUCGUCGCAUCAUGGAAGCUGGUGUGCGUUCCAUUCCUCAACUCCAUGUCAAGGGUGAACCCAUUGGCCCUGUGCUUGCCUUUGGUGCGAAUGAACCACUCAACAUUUACGAUGUAGGCGAUAAACUCUCCGCCCGUGGAUGGAAUCUAAGCGCACUUCAAAACCCUUCUGGUCUCCAUAUCUCGGUCACUUUACCUUGGGCCAAGAGUGCUGAAUUGUUUGUUCAAGAUUUGAAAGCAUGUGUUCAGGGCCUUGUGGAAGAUCCUUCUUCUGGCAGUGGUUCUACUGCUGCUAUUUAUGGUACAGCUGCUAGUGUUCCUGAUAAAACUAUUGUGGAUGAUGUAGCUGCUGGUUUCUUGGAUUUACUCUACAAGGCUUAAUGACAAUUUAUAAAUAAAAGAGAACAAUGAUUUAUUCGAUCA
Molecule: messenger RNA, 1779 nt
Organism: Gilbertella persicaria
Lineage: Eukaryota; Fungi; Mucoromycota; Mucoromycetes; Mucorales; Choanephoraceae
Product: sphingosine-1-phosphate lyase
Exons: 5
Coding region: 94-1737 (547 amino acids)
Biological process (GO): sphingolipid catabolic process; carboxylic acid metabolic process
Cellular component (GO): endoplasmic reticulum
Molecular function (GO): sphinganine-1-phosphate aldolase activity; pyridoxal phosphate binding
Source: RefSeq, a predicted model, not a curated record